Messenger RNA from Pseudogymnoascus destructans, 411 nucleotides. RefSeq lists its product as uncharacterized. The transcript has 4 exons. NCBI's taxonomy places the organism in Eukaryota, Fungi, Ascomycota, Leotiomycetes, Thelebolales, Thelebolaceae. The record is from RefSeq and is a predicted model, not a curated record. Bases 1 to 411 code for a protein of 136 amino acids.
AUGAGUGGUUCCUCCGCCGGCUUGCCGUUGCGAUCAGGCAGUAACGCGCGCGUUAAGUCGGAGCCCGCCAUUGAUUCGGAGUCGUACUUGGAUCCGGAGAUGAAUAUGGAUGGGGUCAUGGAGGACACUCCGGAGGCCAGCGUGGGUGAGGAUGCGAGGUCGAGUGUCGAAGAGACUGAAGGGGAGAAGAAGCUACGCAGGAAGAGAGAGCGAGAGUUCCGUCGACGCCGCAAAGAUCGGAUGAUCAAGCUUGAGCAAACUCAGAGCGUCACGGUUACUGAGCAGAACGAAGACCUGCGGGCACAGAACGAGCUCCUCAGGGCACACGUCUUCGGCUCUGGCUGGCAAGGCAAUGAAGCCAUGGCCCUUCCAGCUGCCGUGCCAUCGUCGUCGUCACGCCGGGCAUCUUGA